CGACAAAGGUCUUACCAACUCCUUGCGACGACAACAAUCCACAACACGACUCAAAAUUCGCGAUAAUUCAACUGAGGGUUGGGAGCAGGUAUGGCUCCUCGGGAAAAUUCUCACGAGCCCUCUGGAACGCCUGUUCCGGUAGAAACGGGAUUUGCCACUCUGGCGCAGUUGAGGGUUGGAGUAAAGGCUUUCGUUGAGAAGGAUGGCGAGAAACGCAAGGCCGAGAUCUUAAUGACCCAGAUCCGUGGCGGAAAGCCCAAGUUCUACGUCCACUAUGAAGACUUCAACAAACGCCUGGAUGAAUGGAUCGGCGCUGAGCGCAUCGACCUCUCCAAGGAGGUCGAGUGGCCCGCGCCCGAGAAGCCCGAAAAGAAGAAGGCCGGAUCGUCCUCCAAGACUGACAAGGCGUCCCAGUCAAAGCAGUCAAAAUCCGAUCAGAAGAACCCCAAGCGGUCGCGCAGCAAGCUAGAUCGCGAGAUCUCAGCGACCCCUGAAGCCACGAGUGUCAAUCUUCCUGGCAAAGCUCCCCGACCGUCAAAAGCUAGCGGCAAGGAAAACAACGAGCUGUUAGUGACGAGCGAGGUCACCGACGGCACGACGCCCAAGCCCGAAGAUGAAGACAUGGACGUAGUAGACAUCCAGGAUGCCGCAGCGGCAGCCAAAGCCAUCCCCGCCCACGAGUACUCGCGCGAAGACGAAAUCGAGAAACUGCGCACCUCCGGCUCCAUGACGCAGAACCAGACCGAAAUCUCGCGCGUCCGCAACCUCGAGAAAGUCCAAAUGGGCAAAUACGAAAUCGAGCCAUGGUACUUCUCACCUUAUCCCAUCGACUUCGUCGAUAGCGAAAUGGUCUACAUCUGCGAAUUCUGCCUCUCCUACUAUCCCGAAGUCACGCAGUUCGAGCGCCACCGCUCAAAGUGCACACUCCUCCACCCGCCAGGCAACGAGAUCUACCGCGACGACUACGUUUCCUUCUUCGAGAUCGACGGGCGCCGGCAGCGCACGUGGUGCAGGAAUCUCUGCCUGCUGUCAAAACUCUUCCUAGACCACAAGACGCUGUACUACGACGUCGACCCCUUCCUCUUCUACUGCAUGUGCACGCGCGACGAACACGGCUGCCACCUCGUCGGCUACUUCUCCAAGGAAAAAGAAUCCGCCGAAGGCUACAACGUCGCCUGCAUCCUCACGCUUCCGCAAUAUCAACGCAAAGGCUUCGGAAAGCUGCUCAUCGACUUCUCCUACCUGCUCUCCAAGCGCGAAGGCAAGCUCGGGUCCCCCGAGAAGCCGCUCUCCGAUCUCGGCCUCCUGGGCUACCGCGCCUACUGGCAGGAAAUCAUCGUGGACUUGCUUAUCGACGGCCGUGUUGAAGCGAACAUCGAGGACCUGGGCGCUGCUACCGCGAUGACAACGAACGAUGUGUUGCAUACACUGCAGAAUCUAAAUAUGCUGCGGUACAGCAAGAACCAGCAUGUUAUUGUGCUGACGGAUGCGGUGAUCGAGCAGAGGGAACGGCAGAAAGCGAAGGAGAAGAUCAAGGGGAAGAGGAGCAUCGAUCCGGAUAGGUUGAUAUGGAAGCCGCCGGUGUUUUCGGCUGCUAGCCGCACCUGGAAUUGGUAAUUGGCUUUGUACUAUGAGUUCUUUGCCCGGCAAGAAUCGUAUCGCACCUUUUGGUAUGGUCUUACGUAUUUGAUUGCGCCCUGGGUGGGGAGCAGACUGAGGACUUGGAGUUAAAGGCUGGGAUAGAUACCCUUGGGUAGGCGUCCUUUGCAUUUGUAAAUCGAUGGUAUCACACGCUGUCUUUGUUCCUGUUUCAGUUGCGUUGGACUUUGCUUGUCCGUACGCCAAAUAUCAUACGUGGUGGAUGAAACUUUUACCGCGUCGCGUCUCACAUCAGAGGGAGCUCAAUGCU
Trematosphaeria pertusa is the source of this 1909-nucleotide messenger RNA. RefSeq names its product histone acetyltransferase ESA1. NCBI's taxonomy places the organism in Eukaryota, Fungi, Ascomycota, Dothideomycetes, Pleosporales, Trematosphaeriaceae. The transcript is spliced from 3 exons. The record is from RefSeq and is a predicted model, not a curated record. Gene Ontology annotation, molecular function: histone acetyltransferase activity. Gene Ontology annotation, biological process: regulation of DNA-templated transcription. Bases 91 to 1617 code for a protein of 508 amino acids.